Molecule: messenger RNA, 324 nt
Organism: Rotaria sordida
Lineage: Eukaryota; Metazoa; Rotifera; Eurotatoria; Philodinida; Philodinidae
Source: the annotation of a GenBank genome assembly
AUGCGUGAAACAGCAGACGAGAUAGAUCGAGGGGCACAUUUAUUAUACAUUAUGGCAAAGACAUAUUACGAUGUGAGCAGUCAAUAUAUGUUAAAUCAAAUUGCAGGAAUCACUGGACUUUCAGUAACACAAACAGAUAGUGAACGAGAAGCUAAAUUAAAAAUGCUUGCUCAGGAAACGUUAUCAACAUCAGCAAAGGUUUCACGAAUGGCAUUAGAACGAAAACAACAAUACGAACAACGAAACCGUGCACGACAAGAGGAAUACAAUAGAUUCAUUCAACAAAUCACUUUGAAUGAAUUAGAAUCAGGCGUCGGAAAAUAA